Messenger RNA from Amoebophrya sp. A120, 4989 nucleotides. NCBI's taxonomy places the organism in Eukaryota, Dinophyceae, Syndiniales, Amoebophryaceae. The record is from the annotation of a GenBank genome assembly.
GUUGGCAGCAAAAACAAAAAUAGGAAGAAAAACGAACACGAUAUCAGUCUUAUCGAGCUCUCGUCAUCGUCCUCUCCGCCCCCUUCGCUCCUUCGGAAGAGCGAUAUCGCGCCGCUGGAUUGUUAUUCCCUCGAUCAUGACGCGCAUGCGCAUCCACAGCCAGUUGCAAUUUUGCAAGAAGACCGCACUUCCAAGACCCCGGGUCUUCCGGCUCGAAGUAGUAGAGUUCUCCUUCUCCCAGAGGAAGCCCAUAAUCAAUUUGAAUUUGCAGCGACCACCAAUGCUGAUGCAGCCGCAACUUCAUCCAAUCCAACAAGCAGCAAAAAUGCGUUGGCAACCGCGGAGAGGCUCAUGCAGGCAGCGGCAAGGGCCACGAAUCCCAAUGGACGGACCACCAAUGUCGCCCCAAGAAAACCAGAAAAAACUGUUCUCGGGCUACUGCAGGCGCGCGCGGAAACCUGGAAAAAUGAAAAGAAGCACGACGCUGUGAAGACGAAAGUGCUUCAGGGGGAUGUAGCAACUGCGCUCGGAGCUGCUGCUGCCCCUGUUCAGACGAAGAAAGCGCCAGAAGGCUUCAUCCGGAAGGAAGCAAACAACGAGUGGCCUGCAGUGAAACAACGACCUGCUGUAGGCACGAGCGAAUGUCGUACAGGCGCAGCUGCAACUGAUGAAAACAAUAAAUCUGCUAGUGCUAGUACACGACCUGCUGCAACAAACCAAUUUACACCGCAACACAUCGAAACUCGCCCCAGCGCGAAAGCAGUUCCGUCCUCCGAGCCCCCAAGAAGAACAGUCGCAGACGAGCCCGACAUUUUUCGGACAGUUGUGCUUUUCGAUUAUGGAUUGUAAAAAUGUCUGGGUCUGGAAGAAUGCAAGAUUUGUCAUGCAUAUUUCUCAUGACCAAUGAUGCCUGUAAUGCAUGCCCUAGCAUCACAGGUUUUUUGAGGGAUUCUUGAUGCCCAUUCCGCAUGACAAAUGCCCCCUCCGCGUAGCAAAAAUUAGACUCUGUUUGCUGCUCAUGCAACACAAAUUUUUUAGUCAUCGAAACGCAGCAUCACAAGUUGCAUUCUUCCAGACCCAGACAUUUUUGCAUUUGAUAUCGAUUCUAACAAAACCAUCACGGAGAAAAUCACCGUGGCCGAACUGGAGAAGCACUGCCGUGGCCGAACUGGAGAAAACCAUCAAGGGGAUGUAGCAACUGUGCUCGGAGCUGCUGCUGCGCCUAUUCAGACGAAGAAGGCGUCAGAAGGCUUCUUCCGGAAGGAAGAAAACAACGAGCCUGCUGUAAGCACGAGCGCGUGUCGUACAGGCACAGGCGCAGCUGCAACUGAUGAGAACAAUAAGUCUGCGAGUACUACUAGUACACGACCUGCAAUAUUAAACCAGUUCACACCGCACAUCGAAGCUCGUCCCAGCGCAAGAAAAGCAAUUCCGUCCUGCUCCGAGCCCCCAAGAAGAACAGUCGCAGACGAGCCCGACAUUUUUCGGACGGUUGUGCUUUUAUGAACUGCAAAAGUAUCGUACUCGUAUAAAUGCAUUACAAAUUUUCUCAGCAUGACAAAUAAAAUGGGUCUUCCGGGGCCUUCCUCAUCCGGUCCAUAGACAGGCGCUCCCAGUUCAUUGUGCCGUAAGCUCACUUGUUUUGGUCCUCCUGUGGUCGAGGCGUUUCCUCGGGGGUUGGGUUGGGCUUGGGGCGCCAGGCGUAUGGACGGCUUCUCAGCUACGUCGUGAUCGACAAACUGUGAUCGACGAUUACUAGUUGUGUUGCUGGUCCUGUGCCGGUCGCGGGGCAUGUUCGGGUGUUCCGGGCAGUGCCUAGUGCACCCCUCGGACCCCGCACCCCCCCGGGCUUUAGCUGCGCAGUCUGUUAAGCAUGACAAAUAAAAUGUGUAAUGCUGAUUUGCCUUAAGAGAGUGAGAGAUUGCAAGCCUUGCAUUUAUACGAAUACGAUACUUUUGCACAGGAUAGCUUUUCGACUCGAACAAAACCAUCACGGAGAAAAUCACCGUGGCCGAACUGGAGAAGCACUGCCCGGUGAACCUAUCAACUGUAAAAAUGUCUGGGUCUGGAAGAAUGCAACUUGUCAUGCUAAAUCUGAAUCAUGCAGAAAUCUGUGUUGCAUGAGUGCCAAAAGCAGUCCACUUUCGACCAAGUUUGGAGGGAGUUUCUCAUGCAGGAUAGGCAUUAGAAAGUUCUCGCAGAAUCUGUCAUGCUAGCUCCGGCAUUCCAGACCUCAUGGGUCAUGGAAAAGCAGCAUGACAAACUUGCAUUCUUCCAGACCCAGACAUAUUUGCAUUUGAUAGAACCUGAUGGAGAACAUUUUCGCGAAGGACUUUGCCGACGACCUCCUUACACGCUUCCUGGAAGUGACCUGGCGCCAAUCCAAGCGGUGGCUGUACGACAAGGAGAUCGUGUCUCACCGGCUGCAAACCGGAUUUUCCUUCGACCACCUACCGAAAAAUUGGAAAAACACCGAUUUUGGCGACCGUGUGGCGCACGUGCGGAACGUGAUCACGAAUCGCGUGCAACAGUUGCGCUCGGGCGCCGUGGCGAUCGGGUGUGAGAAAUUUCUUGUCGGGAACGAGAAAAGACCGCGAGACGAGGCUUGGAAGAGUCUUGGGGAGAGGACAGCAGUAGUUGUACCAAAAACGAUUAAUACUUCUGUCGAGAAGCCGGGGAAAAAUCCAAAUGAACCAACGACCAAUGGCAAUAGACGAGAAGAGCACCAAGCUUCAUCGUCCACCAGCACGACCUGUCUCCGCCUCCUCCGUCUCCAGCGUGCGGCUGCCGGUGCGAAUCUCUCCACCAUCAAACACUUUGGACAGUACAUUCCCGGUCCCGGUGCGCCGAUGUGGAAACCGGAUUUUUGCGUUUGCAACUACUACACGGCGAAGUCCGAUUUCCUGGGCGCGCACUCCGACCCCGUGCAGAGCAUCGGGCCCUGGGCUCUGGUGGCGGCCUUCACGCUGGGCGCAAGUCGGCAAUUCAAAAUGAAGCCUGUGAAUUACGUUGAGAUUGAGACCACACCUGUCGACGAUAAGAACAAGGAUCAGCGAAAGCUGCCGAAAAACACAUCAAAGAGCAACAUAGCGACACCAACAGCGAACAAAGAGACACCCUCAAGCACACAGAAGGGCCGCGUGACGUCCUAUGCGAUCCGCCUUCCCCACAAUUCUCUGCUCGUCAUGUGGGAGGGUUUCCAGGAGUUCUGGCGCCACGAAGUUCCGGUCGACAACAAACUGCACGAGCACCCGAUCAGCGGGGAGGGCCGGCUUUCCUUCACGUUCCGCGAGCGCAAUUACGACGUGAGCAACCGCGCGCCGAAUUGCCACUGCGGGAAGCGUAUCAAAUGUAAAAAUGUCUGGGUCUGGAAGAUUCUGAGACUUGUCAUGCAUGUUUUGCAUGGGCCGCAAUGUCUGUGAUGCACGCCCUAGCAUCACAGAUUUUUUGAGGGCUUCGCGAUGCCUAUUCCGCAUGACAAAUGCCCUCUCCGCGCACCAAAAAUUACAUUCCCUUUGCUGCUCAUGCAAUACAGAUUUUUUUGGAAUCCAAAUUCAGCACCACAAGUUGCAUUCUUCCAGACCCAGACAUUUUUACAUUUGAUAAAGCGGGCGAUGCUGAAGCCGGUUUUCAAAGCGAACCAGAAUCUCGGGCGGUACUUCUGGAGCUGCACCAAUCCGAGGACUGGGAGCGGUCGGGCGGGCGGGGGGAUAUCAACAGUAAAAAUGUCUGGGUCUGGAAGAAUGCGCGACUUGUCAUGCAGCUUUUCCAUGACCCAUGAGGUCUGGAAUGCAGGACCUAGCAUGACAGAUUCUGCGCGAUCUCUGUCUCUCUCAUGCCUAUCCUGCAUGAGAAACUCCCUCCCGACUUGGUCAAAACUGGACGACUUUUGGUAAUCAUGCAACACAGAUUUUUGCCUUGUUCAGAUUUAGCAUGACAAGUUGCAUUCUUCCAGACCCAGACACUUUUACACUUGAUAGGGGAAGGGCAAAGGCAAAAAGGAACCGGGAACUAACAACUUCGACCCGUCUAAGACGAAGCUGCAGACCUCCACGACGAGCAGUGCUACGUUAUCAACUGCAAAAAUGUCUGGGUCUGGAAGGAUACGAACUUGUGAUGCGUGUUGCGGAUCAUACGAAAAUCUGUGUUCCAUGACUUGCAAAAGGUGCCCAUUUCUAGCCAUACCGGGGAGUCAUUUCUCAUGCAGAAUAGGCAUCACCAUCACCAAGGGGCUGCAGAACCUGUGAUGCUAGGCCCGGCAUUACAGACUUGGCGGAGCUUGGAAAAACUGCAUGACAAAUCUCGGAAUCGUGAUCAUCCAGCCCCAGAAAUAUUGGCAUUUGAUAUACGUACACCAGCUGCGAAUUUUUCAAAUGGGACGAUGAGGUUCUAGCGGAGGAGAAGAAGGAGAAACUACAGGCGCAAAAAGCAAGGAAGACAGGAGCAUCAGCAACUUCAUCAAGUGGUUCUUCUGCAGCAGCUUUUGGUGGAAGUACUAGUACGACCAGGAUUACGACAGGAACUUCUGUGAAAACAGCCGGCACGACCGCGGGAAAGCCCUCCACGACGUCACAGUUUGCGCCGCCAACGUCGUGGGGCCAUUUUGGAGGAGGGAGUGGUGCCUCAUCUUCUUCAAGUUCAAGGACGACCAUGAUAAUUCCCAGCGGUCGUGCUAGGCCGGGUUUCGCUUCUUGUUCGUCCGGCGACGUCCCCGCUAUUUCGCAGUUCCAUCAGCCACUGCGGACAGCGAGUUCUGCGUCGUCGUCCUUUCCACAAUUCGCUUCUACUACGCCACUUGGCUUUGGUGCGCCGGUGCCGCAAACUACACCAGGCGUAGCAUUUGGUGCCGGGGCAACUUCGUUUCUCGCGCCGUCACUAGCACAGCGUUCGAGUGGUGGAACAGCUCUACUUACACAGCACAAAGAAUAAUUUUUCAAUGCCAAGCCUUGAGAUAAACAACCAAAGCAAUAAGUCAGCUCAACAAACGAC